AUGGGUAUAAGGAGCACAGGGACGAUGCCCACGGGCGGCGGUGACACUGCGAUGUCAUCCGUGGCGGAGCGCAACGUCCGAAUUCUGCGCUACGGCUCUCUAGUCAUUCUCGGUGGCUAUGCAGUGGCAAUUUGUUACAAAAUGGGUCUCAUCGCUCAAAUCUUGCCGGCCGUCAUUAACCAUCCCCUGGAGUCGGCUGUUGAGGUUAUCAAGACCCGAACGCAACCGGUAGGCGAUGCGAAGCGCUUUGCCUUGGCCCGGUCUCAUUUGACGGCAACGUACAGCCUCGCCGCGUCCGGCAUGCUUGUACUGACAAGUGGUGUUGUUGCCUUCCGCUAUGCGCCACACAUUCCUAUUGCGAUUCCUGUCGCCACCGCCUUAGUGCCGGCAGCGCUGCUACUCGGCAUCCCCAAACGGCUCAUGCUCCCUGGAGCCCGUCUGCUGUGUUUCUUCACGUCGUUAAUGUCUGCGGGAUAUGCACUGGGGCCUGUCGGAUGGGUCGCGCAAGACACCCUCAUCGUCUUCGUCCUGCUGACGGGCUGCACCAUGACGGGCAUAUGCGUUCCGCUCUACCUCACACGCGGCAUGAUCAGUUAUGUGGUGAGCGCGCAGGUCAUUUCCUGUGCCUUGUCCAUCGCUCUUGUCACCACUCCUAAACAGUCCAAGCCCACCUCUCCAUUCAGCUCACUCAAGGAGCAGUCGGGAGUGAAGAUUUUUCUGAAUGGCGACAUCAACGUGCUCUUCACGAUGCAGCUCCUUUCUAACGUGGGGGUUUGUGCUUGGCAUACGCUCCCGGUCAUUUACCACUGCGCAACGUGGCACGGGUGCGAGGCAGACCUGCGAGAGUCGAUCGACCCGGUGAGGGAGGCGUUCGGGAUUUGCGCUGGUGCGACGUAUGUAAUGUACCGCUGCGUCCGUUGGGCCUGUCGCCUUCUCAUACGCCGUGUCGUGGCAGAGAGCAGCCAAAACCCGCAAGGAGGACAGGGGCAGAACACCUGGCUGGCGCUUUCGAAUUACUCGUUGGAUGUGAAUCAUGCGAGCGGCAUCGUGUCGAGUGUGGUCAUGGGCCUCUGGUAUGUGCGCGCCGUGUCGCUGCUGCAGAAAGGUGACAUGGAAUCGUUACUGAACCAGCUGCGCGUUGUCUGCACGCGUAUCUCGCCGAUGAGUCUGCUGCUCGGGAGCUCUGCCAUACGGCAAUGA
Messenger RNA from Leishmania braziliensis MHOM/BR/75/M2904, 1200 nucleotides. RefSeq lists its product as hypothetical. Lineage: Eukaryota; Euglenozoa; Kinetoplastea; Trypanosomatida; Trypanosomatidae. The record is from RefSeq and is a predicted model, not a curated record. The transcript has a single exon. The coding region runs from base 1 to 1200 and encodes 399 amino acids.